AUGAGCGCCACCGCGCAACCCGCCAUUGCCGCUGCUGCGACAGCAGCAGCGCCAGCGAUUGACAAACGUGUCUACUACUUUACCGACAGACUUUCCGCUGAACUGCGCAUAUGCAUCUACGAGCAUGUUUUCGGCCCCGCAGCGCGCGCACAGCGUAUCUGGGUCAAAAAGCCCUCAAAGAGUCCAGACCAGCUUCGCGCGGAAGACGAGCGUGACAUUGUAACUCUCUCCGGAAGCAUCCCACCUGCAGAGCUCCAAAUGAUCGAUACAAACAUCUUCGCCGUGAAUCGACUGAUCCAUAACGAGUCCAUUGAGGCAUUCUACGACAACAAGAUCAUCUCGGCUAGCUUUGUGGAACUCGGCAGAUUGUUCAACCUUGGGUACCCUCCUCCGCUUUUCCGAGAUGUUGAGAUCAAGUCCUGCCAUCUCCCAUUCCCCAGCGGCAGCGUUCGUAGUCUCCUACAGAAGACUAGCGUACUGUCGCGCCUCCGAUCCCUCACCAUCCGAAGCGACUAUCUCGCGCGCACACGCCCUGAGUCCGAGCACACCACAGUGCGUCAAUUCGUCGAGAGCAAUGGACUCGGCAAUGUCAUCUGCACAGACAUCGGCAAAUUCACCCUCACCGGGAGGUUCAGCAACAGCAGCACAUUCGGCGACAUCACAUUCAUCAACAACAAAAUCCUGCAAAUGUGGCCGCGUGUCGCGCAGACCCCUGAUGAUUUCAAUGUGCACAAGGAAGUCUGGGAUCAGAUGAAAGAUUGCGAGGCCGUUACUUCAGCAUCAAACCUCCUGACCUGGGCGACGCACCGAUCCUUACGGUUGUGGAUUGGCAUGAUUCAGCGCUGCGCCCUAAUCGCCCCCGGUGGAUCAAUGGAAGACAUCCCAAUCGAUGAGGCAGUCGAGCUGGUACAAUUCUGCGAAUCUGUGGUUGGAACUAUGGUUAUUCCUAUAGGGAUUCCAAUACACAAGCUGGGCCCAACAGACCAUCCAGAGAUUCUGGAAGAAGUCACUGAGAUGGUGGCGGAGAAUAUCCAGACGUACAGGGUCGAUGGUCCAGAAGGAACGCGGUAUCGAGAGCCUCGGUGGGUGGAGCUUGGAUGUGAAUGUGAGUUGUCGCGACAGAGCAGGUAUCAGAUCCAGCGGAAAAAGUCAGACCAAGAGUAG
Messenger RNA from Ramularia collo-cygni, 1164 nucleotides. RefSeq lists its product as uncharacterized. Lineage: Eukaryota; Fungi; Ascomycota; Dothideomycetes; Mycosphaerellales; Mycosphaerellaceae. Bases 1 to 1164 code for a protein of 387 amino acids. The record is from RefSeq and is a predicted model, not a curated record. The transcript has a single exon.